Messenger RNA from Amborella trichopoda, 1631 nucleotides. Its product is annotated as amino acid permease 6. The record is from RefSeq and is a predicted model, not a curated record. Lineage: Eukaryota; Viridiplantae; Streptophyta; Magnoliopsida; Amborellales; Amborellaceae.
GAGAGAGAGAGAGAGAGAGAGAGGCUAUGGAGAUGGAGAUGGAUGAGGUCAUGGCAGGUAGGGCAUUCGAGGAUGAAGAAGAUGAUCACAAGAGAGAAGGAACAGUGUGGACCGCGACGGCUCAUGUGAUCACAGCUGUGAUUGGGUCGGGGGUUCUUGCACUAGGAUGGAGCGUGGCCCAAUUGGGGUGGAUGAUGGGGCCAUUAACUGUGGUGGCCUUUGCAUGGGUUACUUACUACACAGCAAACCUUCUAUCCGAUUGUCACAGGUCUCCUCAUCCAACCACUGGCCACCGGAAUCACACUUACAUCGAUGCUGUGAGGGCAUGCCUAGGUCCACAAAAAGUGCUCAUAUGUGGGGUUGCUCAAUACUCGAACCUUGUUGGAACUUUGAUUGGAUACACCAUUACGUCUGCCAUUAGUAUGAUGGCAAUAAAGAGGUCAGAUUGCUUCCAUGAAAACGGCCAUAAUUCAAGAUGUGGAGUGUCUGGAAAUUUAUAUGUGGCACUAUUUGGGGUGCUUGAAGUGAUAUUAUCUCAGCUCCCCAGCUUGGAGAAAAUUUCGUGGCUCUCAAUUUUGGCUGCAAUUAUGUCUUUUGCUUAUUCUUUCAUUGGGCUUGGGCUUAGUAUUGCCAUGGUCAUCUGUCAUGGAGAUAUUAGAGGCACCUUAUUUGGAGUCAAGGUUGGCAUCAAUGACAUUCCUCUAACAGCCAGGACAUGGAAUGCAUUCCAAGCCCUUGGCAACAUUGCUUUCGCUUACACUUAUGCAUUGGUUCUUAUAGAAAUUCAGGACACUCUGAAAUCUUCUCCCCCGGAAAAUAAGGCGAUGAAGAGGGCCUCGUUGUACGGGAUCGGUAUUACUGCAAUAUUUUACUUCUCAAUUGGUUCUGCUGGUUAUGCUGCUUUCGGGAAUGAUGCUCCCGGCAACAUGCUCACCGGGUUCGGUUUUUACGAGCCCUUUUGGCUUAUUGACAUUGCCAACUUGUUCAUUGUCAUCCACCUGGUGGGUGCUUACCAAGUAUUUUCACAACCAGUUUUUGCAGCAUGGGAGAUGUAUCUCUCCUCCAAAUGGUCACAAAAUAGCAUUGUGCACUCCACCUACAAUGUGAAAUUACCUUUGGUGCCUUCAACCUCCUUCAAUUUUACCCUCUCAAAGCUCAUCUCUCGCACUCUUCUUGUGAUCAUAGUGACAUUGGUUGCCAUGACUUUCCCAUUCUUUAAUGCAGUAAAUGGUCUCAUAGGUGCCAUUGCUUUUUGGCCAUUGCAAGUUUAUUUCCCCACAACCAUGUACAUCUCUCAAAUGAAAGUGAAGAAGGGGACCCAAAAAUGGAUAUUCUUAAAGACUCUUAGUGUAUGUUGCUUUUUUGUUAGCCUCAUAGCAGUUGUUGGCUCAGUGGCUGGUAUAGUUGAUAGUCUUAAGCAUGCCACACCUUUCCAAACCAUGUAUUAGGGCAAAGUAGUCAUGUGGGUAGUAUGGAAAAUAGAGAAAUUUCAAAGGCUAGGUUUUUUUUUUUUUUGGAGAUUUUGGUGGUGGUCUUUUAAUCACAUGGUUCACCACAUGUUUAUUGUAUGUGAGGGGUUUGCAUUAUAGGUACAAAAUUUCAAGACCUUUCACUAAGAUUUGGAGUAGUGU